Messenger RNA from Owenia fusiformis, 1395 nucleotides. The record is from the annotation of a GenBank genome assembly. Lineage: Eukaryota; Metazoa; Annelida; Polychaeta; Sabellida; Oweniidae.
UUCGGAUAAACAUUCCUUAUUCAGUGAAGUAAUUAGCCACACCAUUACAAUACACCCUUAUGAAGAAUUGAAAAUUGAUAGAUUUUAUAUAGACCCGUCAACUGGAAAAUGCCAUUACAGAAGGAAAAACUAUGGUUUCAUCCCUAAUACUGUUAAUUUGAAAAACGGGUCCAUAACAUGUAACGAUGACAAUGAAGAUGUUGAAAUUAGGUACGCCAAUCAAGUGAAUUCAGAGCCCAAGAACCAUCAACCCACUGAAAUACCCACAGAUCAAGUUUCAGAGCCAUUAACAUUCCUUGAAAGUGACAAUGAGCAGCCAACAGAUGGACCAUCUGUAAAUCUUGGUGAUUUUGUCAGCUCAGCUGAAAGAGCCUACAGAUUCCUUGAAACAAAUGACCCAAAUUCAAGAAUUAUAUCAUCUAUUUACAAUUUUUUUGAAAUCGUGGUAAGUGGAAUCUUUCCAAUUACCAAUAUAGGAUUAUUAUUGUUUUUGGACACUGUGGACUAUUUCACCGCUCCAUGUGCCAAACAAGUGAGAUACAGAAAGGAAACUAAAUACUUUUGGUUCAUGGGCUUUCGUCUGUUUCAUGGGAAGUUUCUGAGGUAAGACUUCAUUCAUUUUUACUUUUAAUUCUUAUGAUAAUAAAAUAUAACUAGACUUUGGAAAUUGAACAAGUUCAAUUUCAGACUCCAGAUCUAUACUUCUUUAAGCCCAGUCAUCCAGAAUAAGCCGAGUCAUCCAGAAUAAGCCGAGUCAUCCAGAAUAAGCCGAGUCAUCCAGAAUAAACUGAGUCAUCCAGAAAAUGAUGGAUGGAUGGAUGGAUGAAAUAGGAAGGAGGGAUAGGAUAGAACAGGAAGGAACGAUAGGAUAGAAUAGGAAAGGAUGAGAUAGAAUAGAAUAGAAUAGCAAGGAGUGAUAGAAUAGGAAGGAAAGUUAAGGAUAGGAAGGAUAGAUAAAAAGGAUAGGAUAACAUGGGAUAGGAUGGAUAGGAUAGAAUAAGAAGGAACGAUAGGAUAGAGUAGGAAAGAAGGAUAGGAUAGAAUAGGAAGGAUAGGAUAGGAAGGAAAAGAUAUGAAGGAAAGAUAGAUAGAAGGAAGGAUAAGAUAGGAAGGAUGGGUGGAAGGAUUGAUGGAUUUUUCAACAUUUUCUUCACUUCUCUUGACUUUCUAUCAGGAUACCAUAAGAUCGAUUUUUCUCGAAAUUUCAAAACGCCAUAACAUAAGUCGGAUCGAAAUUUGGUUUGCAGAUUCAGAUCCCUUAGAAAAUUCUAUCCUUAAUUCAUAACUCAUACGUUAAAUUUAGAGAAGUUUUUAUUUUGACCUACUUUUCAGACACCAUAUCUCAAAAGUGGGUCAAAAUAGUUUCUGACAGCAAAAAGCUAACACUAUUAGCAC